This is a messenger RNA of Nyctereutes procyonoides (raccoon dog), 4270 nucleotides long. RefSeq names its product catenin alpha 3 (gene CTNNA3). Gene Ontology annotation, biological process: cell migration; cell-cell adhesion. Gene Ontology annotation, cellular component: fascia adherens; adherens junction. Gene Ontology annotation, molecular function: actin filament binding; cadherin binding; beta-catenin binding. The coding region runs from base 84 to 2771 and encodes 895 amino acids. The record is from RefSeq and is a predicted model, not a curated record. Lineage: Eukaryota; Metazoa; Chordata; Mammalia; Carnivora; Canidae. The transcript is spliced from 18 exons.
CUGAAUUUCUAAGUACAAGAAAUUGCUUAGACAAUUGACUUAGUAUCUGUGUAUGGGCAAUACUCUGUCCUGCAUUAGGCAGCAUGUCAGCUGAAACACCAAUCACACUGAAUAUUGAUCCUCAGGAUCUGCAGGUCCAAACAUUUACUGUAGAGAAGCUACUGGAGCCGCUCAUAAUCCAGGUUACUACACUUGUCAAUUGUCCCCAGAAUCCUUCCAACAGGAAAAAAGGACGUUCAAAAAGAGCCAGAGUCCUUCUAGCUUCUGUGGAGGAAGCAACUUGGAAUUUAUUAGACAAGGGAGAGAAGAUUGCCCAGGAAGCUACAGUUUUAAAAGAAGAACUUGCUUCUGCACUUGAGGAAGUGCGCAAAGAAAGUGAAGCUCUGAAAGUAUCAGCUGAGAGAUUUGCAGAUGAUCCCUGUUAUCUUCCCAAAAGGGAAGCUGUGGUUCAAGCUGCCCGUGCCUUGUUGGCUGCAGUUACCAGACUCCUUAUCCUCGCAGAUAUGAUAGAUGUCAUGUGUCUCUUGCAGCACGUGUCAGCUUUUCAAAGAACAUUUGAAUCUCUUAAAAAUGUUUCCAAUAAAUCUGAUCUCCAGAAAACCUACCAGAAACUUGGAAAGGAGCUGGAAAAUCUGGAUUAUUUAGCCUUCAAACGUCAGCAGGACUUAAAAUCUCCAAAUCAGAGGGAUGAAAUCGCAGGGGCCCGGGCCUCACUGAAGCAGAACUCCCCCCUCUUACAUUCAAUUUGUUCAGCUUGUUUGGAACAUUCUGAUGUUGCUUCCCUCAAAGCCAGCAAGGACACAGUUUGUGAAGAAAUUCACAAUGCCCUCAAUGUAAUUUCAAAUGCUUCACAAGGCAUCCAGAAUAUGAUUGCCCCACCAGAAUCUAAGGCAGCAACCCUGGGAAGUGCCCUUGAUGAGCUUGAGAAUUUAAUUGUCUUGGAUCCGCUCACAGUGACUGAGGAAGAAAUUAGACCAUCACUAGAGAAGCGUCUUGAAGCUAUUAUCAGUGGGGCUGCACUAUUGGCUGACUCUUCAUGCACAAGAGAUUUCCAUCGGGAACGGAUUAUUGCAGAAUGCAAUGCCAUUCGCCAGGCUCUCCAGGAUCUGCUUUCAGAGUACAUGAACAAUGCUGGAAAAAAGGAAAGGAGUAAUACCCUGAAUAUUGCAAUAGACAACAUGUGCAAGAAGACAAGAGACCUACGCAGACAGCUCCGUAAGGCUAUUAUAGAUCAUGUGUCAGACUCCUUUUUGGAUACGACAGUCCCACUUUUGGUUCUCAUUGAAGCUGCCAAGAACGGCCGGGAAAAGGAAAUAAAAGAAUAUGCUUCAAUAUUUCGUGAACACGCCAGCAGGCUUAUAGAGGUGGCAAAUCUUGCUUGUUCCAUGUCAACAAAUGAAGAUGGGAUUAAAAUUGUCAAAAUUGCAGCCAAUCACCUAGAAACCUUGUGUCCACAGAUCAUUAAUGCUGCACUUGCUUUGGCUGCAAGACCCAAAAGUCAAGUGGUCAAAAAAACCAUGGAAAUGUACAAGCAUACAUGGGAGAAUCAUAUCCAUGUCCUCACUGAAGCUGUAGAUGACAUUACAAGCAUUGAUGACUUCCUUGCUGUAUCUGAGAGCCAUAUCCUAGAAGAUGUCAACAAAUGUAUCAUAGCAUUGAGAGACCAGGAUGCUGAUAAUUUAGACCGUGCUGCAGGUGCUAUCAGAGGACGAGCGGCAAGAGUUGCUCACAUUGUCACAGGCGAAAUGGACAGUUAUGAGCCAGGAGCUUACACUGAAGGUGUGAUGAGAAAUGUUAACUUCCUUACAAGUACUGCAAUUCCUGAGUUUGUAACACAAGUGAAUAUUGCCUUGGAAGCCUUAAGUAAAAACGCUUUGGAUAUAUUUGAUGAUGAUCAAUUUGUGGACAUCUCAAAGAAGAUCUACGAUACAAUUCAUGAUAUCAGAUGUUCAGUCAUGAUGAUUCGAACCCCAGAGGAACUGGAGGAUGUUUCUGACUUGGAGGAAGAACAAGAGGUACGCAGUCACACCAGCAUUCAGACUGAAGGGAAAACUGACCGGGCUAAGAUGACUCAAUUGCCUGAGGCAGAAAAGGAAAAGAUUGCUGAGCAAGUGGCUGAUUUCAAGAAAGUAAAGAGUAAACUGGAUGCUGAGAUUGAGAUAUGGGAUGAUACCAGCAAUGAUAUCAUUGUUCUGGCCAAGAAGAUGUGUAUGAUUAUGAUGGAGAUGACAGACUUCACAAGGGGCAAAGGACCACUAAAGCAUACCACUGAUGUGAUCUAUGCAGCUAAAAUGAUAUCAGAAUCAGGAUCAAGGAUGGAUGUCCUUGCUCGGCAGAUUGCAAACCAGUGCCCAGAUCCAUCAUGCAAGCAAGAUUUGUUGGCCUAUCUGGAACAGAUUAAGUUUUACUCUCACCAACUGAAGAUCUGCAGUCAAGUUAAAGCUGAAAUACAGAACCUAGGAGGAGAACUCAUCAUGUCAGCCUUGGAUAGCGUCACCUCCCUGAUUCAAGCAGCCAAAAAUUUAAUGAAUGCUGUGGUGCAAACAGUGAAAAUGUCUUACAUUGCCUCAACCAAGAUCAUCCGAAUUCAGAGUCCUGCUGGGCCCCGGCACCCAGUUGUGAUGUGGAGAAUGAAGGCUCCUGCAAAAAAACCCUUGAUUAAAAGAGAGAAGCCAGAGGAAACUUGUGCAGCUGUCAGACGAGGCUCAGCAAAGAAAAAAAUCCACCCAGUGCAAGUUAUGAGUGAAUUUAGAGGAAGACAUGUCUACUGAAACCACUCUUCUCCUCUAGUGCCUAUAUUACAAAGUCCAGACUAAACACAGUGUUUUAAUUUUGCACUUAAUUCAUUUGUAAGUUCACUAACUUCUUAGAAUUUAACCCACAAAUAAUGUAAAACAUUGGAGGCAACAUAUAUUUGGGAUCAUGUCGUUGUCAUCUGUGUAUGACCAGUACCUAAUAAGUACUCAGUACAUGCUUGUUGAAUGAGUGAACCUUUUAGGGGUCAUCCAGUCUUUCCUGUCACAGAUGAUAUCUUACAUUUAUUACCAAAUGAACACUGGAGACUCAAGUGAGUCCCGUUCAUCUGUAAUAGCUUAAGUACACUCACCUUAUCAUUUUGGAUUAAAAUACUGAUGAGCUCUUGACUUAGUUUUCAAUGAAAGCAAAAGACUUCAUAAAAUAUUUCCCCUUAAUCUCUCUAUACUUUUUAAUCCUACCUAACCUAACAGACAUAUGUGAUUCUCUUGAUAUCUAGAGUUUGAAUUUUUUUUCAAUCUCUAGAUAUUUGUAUCUAUUGUCAAUUGAUUAGGCUAACACCACAAACUAACCAAGCUCAGUGGUCAAAUUCAGCCUUGAUUAUUAAUGAAGCAUUUUUGUAACAUUAUAAAUAAUACAGUGAGUUUUGAUGCCACAAAUGCACCUUUAGGCUUCCAUAGUGUUCAGCAGUUCUGUACAUUGUUAGAUUUAAAUGGUUCACCAGAAUACAUAUGGAAGAAAAGUUAUGACUCAUUGGGGGAAAUGGGAUACCUAACUAUAUGCCUGGGUGAGUUAUGAUUACAAAAAUAGAAGGAGUUCUGCAUGACUCUAAAAAUAGAUAUGUAUUAGCUUGCAAUUGUAAUUAAAUGGAAAAGGCUAGUUUGAAAAACAUUUUGGUGUUGAGUAAAAUAUAACUGCAUGAAAUGUAUCAGUGAACUAGGAACUAGAGUUAAUGGCAAUGAAACUGGAGUGAUUUUAACAACAUUAUUUAAAAUAAAAGUCAUUGAGGUAAUUUUAUAACACCAGUCAUCACACUCAUCUUUAGUUAAGUUGCUGAAGGACUUCAUAGUAGUCUUAGGGUCUAGUGCAUUGCCUCUCCCCUGCUCUCUCUGUCUCUGUCUUUGACCCUGCCCUACAUCUCCUUCUUUGGAAGAGUUGUUUCAUUUUUUCUCACACACAGAGUUACCAUUCACAAGUUUGCAAACAUGCAUUCCCUAUUCUACUUAAUCAAAAUUAUACUAUUAUUGUAACUUGACUCUGUACAACAUUGCCAUUAAUGAGUUGUUUCAACAACUAUGUCAUCUUGUUUGAUGAAGUAAAAUCCAAACAUGCAACAUCAGUUGACUCCAGGAGGAGCAGUGUGGGUAAAAGAAUGUGUGAAACAUAAGAAUGCAUAAAGUUGAGAGUAUGAUAUGUAUGGUACCUUGAGCUAAACAGUGUGGGGAAAAGAUUUAUUUAAUAGAUCAUUAUCAGUUAUGUGGAAAGUGCUAACUUUCUAUUGUUAUGAAUUAUUGUA